Entrophospora sp. SA101 is the source of this 529-nucleotide messenger RNA. The record is from the annotation of a GenBank genome assembly. Lineage: Eukaryota; Fungi; Glomeromycota; Glomeromycetes; Entrophosporales; Entrophosporaceae.
AUGAAACGUAGUAACGAUAACAGCAAUCAAAGUCAUGAAGAUGCUAAAAAAGCAAGGCAUAAUCCAAAUAAUAGUAGCGACAAUGUUCCUUUAGCAGGAGCUACGCCAAGAUUAAACCAGCCCAUAAAUCAAUUUUCAAAAGCGGAUGAUGCUAAUAUCAACAUUACUAAAAAUCUUAUUGGUCGAACUGUAUGUCUUAGAAAUUUACCAUCAGAUGCAGAAGCUCAUAAACUUAUAAAUCAAAUCAAAGUUGGUCCAUUAGAGUCCGUCAGAUUCCGUCCUGAGAAUUCUUAUGCUUUGAUUUCCUUUAUGAGUGCCGAUCUUGCAAAAACAUUCUAUGAUGAAGUAAUGACCAAACUAUUUUUUUAUGAAGGUCAAGAACUUAGAGCUAGUUGGGGUGAACCAUCGGCUAUACCUGAAAGGGUUCAAUUAGCUAUGAAUGAAAAAAAAGUUUCACGUAAUGUUUUCCUAAAGAAUUUGGAUGGUUCAUUCACUGAAGAGACUUUAUAUAGAGAUUUGGCUGAAUAUG